Malaclemys terrapin pileata is the source of this 892-nucleotide messenger RNA. It is a transcript of the gene MRPL51, whose product is annotated as mitochondrial ribosomal protein L51. NCBI's taxonomy places the organism in Eukaryota, Metazoa, Chordata, Testudines, Emydidae. Gene Ontology annotation, cellular component: mitochondrial large ribosomal subunit. The coding region runs from base 113 to 502 and encodes 129 amino acids. The record is from RefSeq and is a predicted model, not a curated record. Gene Ontology annotation, molecular function: structural constituent of ribosome. The transcript has 4 exons. Gene Ontology annotation, biological process: translation.
CGGCGCCAAUCAGAGGGCGGCUGGAACACAACAACCAAUCAGACACCAGAGGCUCCUUCCACCUCUCAGUUCCCGGCCGCGCAACCGCUGGUCUGUGGCGCCGGGUGGGACAAUGGGGACUCUGCUGCAGCUGGCAAGAUGGGGCCUCUUCGGCCGUAGUCUCUCUCUGGUCCAGACCGCGAGGAGCCUCCACUGUGGGGUCUCUAGCUGGAUCCAUGUGAAGUUGCCCCCUGAACCUAAAGAGGUUGAUCGCUGGACAGAGAAACGAGCCUUAUUUGGGGUCUAUGACAAUAUAGGAAUUCUAGGAGACUUCAAGGUUCACCCCAAGGACUUGAUCACAGGGCCCAGGUGGCUGCGAGGCUGGCGGGGAAAUGAGCUACAGAGAUGCAUCCGCAAGAAGCAAUUUGUAGGUCACCGAAUGUUUGAUCAGGAUUACAAGAACCUUAACAAAAGGAUCAGGUUCCUGUACAGACGUUUCAACCGCACUGGAAAGCACCGCUAGGAGCAGACCUGUGAGAGCCAGCCAUGUGCCUCCUGGAAGGAAUGGCAUCCUGGGUGUAACAGGUUUAGCACCUGGAGCUGUGUACAGAUUGGGGUGCUGUAAAAUCGUAAUAAACUGAGUUUCUCUUCUACAACCACCUUCUACCUCUGAUCCCACUUGAAGCUCAGUUCCAACCCACAGUCCCUCUUGCUUGUCCAGUCCUGAGCUCCCUUUGCACGCCUUUCCUGAUUAUUCCUUCACCACCACCACCCUUAAAUUUCUCUUCUUACUGCUUCCUUUAGUUUGGAUCCCCAUAUUGCUCUAUUGCAACCCCUCCCUGUAGUAUCUGGUUUCCACACCAAUCUUAAUAUUGAAAUGACACAAAACAUUAAAUGUUUUCAAUUAUCAGCA